This is a messenger RNA of Guyanagaster necrorhizus, 4284 nucleotides long. RefSeq names its product ABC transporter. Gene Ontology annotation, biological process: transmembrane transport. The record is from RefSeq and is a predicted model, not a curated record. The transcript is spliced from 23 exons. Gene Ontology annotation, molecular function: ATP hydrolysis activity; ATP binding; ABC-type transporter activity. NCBI's taxonomy places the organism in Eukaryota, Fungi, Basidiomycota, Agaricomycetes, Agaricales, Physalacriaceae. Gene Ontology annotation, cellular component: membrane. The coding region runs from base 1 to 4284 and encodes 1427 amino acids.
AUGACUCGGCUGUCUUCAACGCAUCGCGACUCAGGAGCUACGACCGUCCGCGUCGACGUAGGGCAUUUCGACCCGGAUGGCACGCAAGACUUGCGACGGACGUUCUCAAAGUGUUCCAACGCGGGAGAUGACAGUGCCUCGUCGUCUACCAUAGGAAAUGCAGAAGACUUUGACUUUCAGAGGACACUGGGGGAAUUCAUUAAGCGACGCGAUGAUGCUCAGGUCAAAGCUCGUGAGCUGGGCGUCGUAUUUAGGAAUCUCCGGGUCGUUGGGAUGGGCGCAUCGUCUUCACAUCAGCCUACGCUUGGAACAGCUUUGGAUCCGAGGAGUAUUCUCGACGUCAUCCAAAGGAUCAGACAUCCACCUAUUCGUGAUAUUAUCAGCGGCUUUGAAGGGGUGGUGCGUCCUGGGGAAAUGCUGUUGGUAUUGGGUCGUCCAGGAUCGGGAUGUUCUACCUUGCUCAAAACGCUUGCCAAUCAACGAGGAGAAUAUCAUGCUGUAGAAGGCGAUGUUCGGUAUGAUUCAAUCUCUCCGGAAGAGCUCGAGAAGCACUACCGCGGUGAUGUUCAGUAUUGUCCGGAGGACGAUAUCCACUUUCCUACUCUUACUGUUGAGCAGACCAUCUCUUUUGCUGCGAAGACACGAUCGCCCCGUGGCCGCAUGGGCUUGGCCACAUCGGAAGACGACUACAGUGAACUGGUUACAGACAUUCUGUGUACGGUGUUCGGUCUUCGACAUGCGAGGAAGACUCCCAUCGGAAAUGCCUCGAUUCGUGGUGUGAGCGGUGGAGAGAAGAAGCGUGUAUCUAUCUGCGAGGCGCUUGCGACGAGGAGUUGUAUUGGCCUGUGGGAUAACUCCACGCGCGGCCUGGAUUCUUCCACAGCAUUGGAAUUUGUACGGGCACUGAGAAUUGCAACGGAUAUGAUGCGUCUUACGACGAUCGUUUCAAUUUAUCAAGCUGGCGAGCCGCUAUAUCGGUUAUUCGAUAAAGUGUGCGUCAUAUACGAAGGUAAAAUGGCGUAUUUCGGGCCGGCGUGUGCAGCGAGACAAUAUUUUAUCGACUUAGGAUACACUCCUGUAAAUCGGCAAACCACUGCAGACUUCCUUGCGGCAGUGACUGAUCCAAUGGCACGCAUUCCGAGAUCCGAUGUCCUGUCUAUCGCUCGUAGUGCUGAGGAGUUUGCUAGGCAAUUCAAGCAGUCUCAGCUGGGGCAGGAAAAUCGGGCGGACAUGGCAUCAUACGAAGGAGAGUCUGAAGCUGAGGAGAAAUCUUCAAUGUUUAAAGAGAGUGUUCGAGCUGAACACGCGGCUGCGAGCAGGAAGAAAAGUCCUUACACGGUCAGUAUCGCAAUGCAGGCUCGGGUUGUAAUGCUCCGAAAGAUGCAGAUUAUGCAUGGUGAUAUGUUAGCCAUAGGGUUGACCUUCUCGACCUACGUUAUAAUAGGUAUCAUCAUUGGCUCUGUUUUCAUGAACAGUCCGGAAACUACGGAGGCUUUUUAUUCCAGGGGUGGUGUUCUUUUCUUCGUUCUGUUAUUUUCGGCCUUGACGUCAAUGGCCGAGAUCCCCUCGUUAUUUUCUCAGCGUCCUAUUGUCGAAAGACACAAAAAGGCGGCUUUGUAUCACCCCUUUGUCGAGGCUAUUGCUUCAACGUUGGUCGAUAUACCUUUAACAUUUGUGACCAGCAUAGUUUUUGGCGUCGUUGUCUAUUUUAUGGUUCGACUUCAACAAUCAGUGGUAUGGCUUCCUACAUUCUUCCUCUUUAUUUUCGUUACAUCUUUAGCGAUGAAGGCGUGGUUCAGGGCAAUUUCGGCUGCUUGUAAAGCCAGUGCUCCUGCUCAAAGCCUGGCAGGUAUAUCUAUUUUAGCCCUUGGAUUAUACACUGGUUACACUGUUCCUAAGCCAUCCAUGAUCAGUGCUUUCAAAUGGAUCGCAUACGUCAAUCCUCUGAAAUAUGGAUUCGACGCCAUUAUGAGCAACGAGUUCCACACAAUUGAUGGAGCCUGUUCUCAAAUCAUACCGCGAGGAUCUGUGUACGACCAAGCGCCUCUGGAAAACCAGGUCUGCACUAUCGUCGGAUCUGAACCAGGAAAAGCAUAUGUGUCGGGGUCACGAUUCUUGAAACUCUCAUAUGACUACGAAUAUUCGGACAUCUGGACGAAUCUGCUUAUUCUCAUAGCUUUUGAAGUGGCAUACUGUAUCGCUCUCUUUAUUCUGACCGAGUAUAACACAAGGUCUGAGGGCGAGACUUCCGUCGUUCUUUUCAAACCAGGCACCAAAAUCUUACUACCAACUUCUGACCACGACGAAGAAAAGGCAAUAUCCCAAUCAGCACCUCUUGACGACAACAUUACGAGCGAGAAGGCGAAACGACCAACUGUCCACCGACCGAUUUUCUCAUGGCAACAUCUCCAGUACACGGUUCCCAUAUCUAAUGAGGAGGACAGACGUCUCCUCGAUGAUGUAUCAGGCUAUGUGGUACCUGGGAAAGUAACCGCCCUCAUGGGAGAAUCUGGCGCCGGUAAAACUACGCUACUCAAUGUUCUCGCAGAGAGAGUCACGACUGGUGUUGUGGCCGGCGAUAGGUUUGUCAACGGACAGACAUUGCCUCCAGAUUUCCAAGCACAAACCGGGUACUGUCAACAAUUGGACACUCAUGUUCCAUCAGCCACCGUUCGGGAGGCAUUGUUGUUUUCUGCGAAGCUUCGGCAGCCACCGAGUGUCCCAUUAGCUGAAAAGGAGGCCUACGUUGAAGAAUGCUUGAAGAUGUGUGGAUUAGAAGCCUAUGCCGAUGCUUGCGUCGGUUCACUUAGUAUUGAACAUCGAAAGCGUACAACGAUCGGCGUUGAGCUUGCCGCAAAGCCUGCACUGCUGCUCUUCUUAGACGAGCCGACGUCCGGCCUUGACUCACAAAGUGCUUGGGCCAUCAUGUACUUCCUACGGCAGCUGGCUGAUAGCGGACAAGCAAUUCUCUGCACGUACCCUUCGGCCGAACUAUUCCAAGUCUUUGACCGGCUCCUCCUUCUCCAACAGGGCGGACAAACCGUCUAUUUUGGUGACCUCGGCCCACACUCUUCUACCGUCAUCCGCUACUUCGAGACGCACGGAUCGCGUCCAUGUCUUCCGGACGAAAACCCUGCGGAGUUCAUGCUCGACGUCAUUGGCGCUGGUGCCACAGCCAAGAGCACGCAGGAUUGGCACACAGUCUGGCGAGAGUCGUGUGAGUUCCAGGAGGUGCAGCGGGAGAUUGCUGAUAUUCACACGACGGGCCGAACUCACCCGCCUGUGCAAGCAGCGUAUACGCCGACGUCGUGGCUAUACCAAAUGCAUGUUCUUCUCCACCGAAACACCAUUGCUUUCUGGCGGGACCCGACGUACAUCAUGUCCAAGAUGGUUCUCAAUGCUAUCGGGGGACUCUUUAUCGGUGUGACGUUUUACCACUCAGCGGAUAGUCAGCAGGGAACGUUGAAUAAGAUUUUCGCGGUGUUCAUCCCUACUGUACUUUGUGUUCCGAUGGGCGGCCAGAUACAAGUGCAAUUCGCUAACAUGCGAAGCGUGUAUGAGAUCCGGGAACGUCCGAGUAGGAUGUACAACUGGGGCGCGCUGGUCACCGCACAGAUACUCGCGGAGGUUCCGUGGGGCAUUAUCGCCUCCAGUCUAUUAUUCUGCACCUGGUAUUGGACUGUUGGAUUUGAGACUUCCCGCGCCGGAUACACCUAUUUGAUGCUUGGAGUUCUGUACCCUUUGUACACAUCGACGUUUAGCCAGGCCAUCGCAGCUAUGGCGCCUAGAGCAGAGAUCGCCACAGUCCUUUUCUCGCCGUUCGUUUCUUUCGUAAUCAUAUUCAACGGAGUCCUCCAACCACACGCCCUCCUGGGCUGGUGGAAGUGGAUGUACCGCCUCUCUCCGUUUACCUACCUCCUUGAAGGGAUAAUUGGAUAUGCCGCAGGCGACUCCCUUCUAACCUGCUCCUCACUCGAAUACGUCACCGUCGUGCCACCGGAGGGCCGAACAUGCAGCGAAUACAUGGACCUCUUUAUCAGCUAUGCAGGCGGUUACCUCCUCGAUCCUUCCGCCACAUCAGCAUGCUCCUUCUGCCCUUUCCGUACUUCAGAAGCUUACCUCGAGUCUAAUUUCAAUAUCAAAUAUGAUAACCACUGGCGCGAUAUGGGUGUCUUUGUGGGGUUCAUUGUUUUUAAUAUCGUGAUGGUAUACGUACUGACGUACUUCUUCCGCAUACGCUCGGGUAGCCUCGUUCCGUCUUUCUUACAACGGAAACAACGUUGA